AGGAAGUAUUUGUUGUUGCCCUCUCCUGCGGGACUCCUACCAGUAAAUCCCGGGGUGUCGAGGCCGGGAGGCGUUGCGGGGCCGCCCAGCCCGGCCUGCGGGACCCCGUCAUAGGGCUUCCGAGGGGGCCCGGAGGAUUUGGCCUUGCCUUCCCCUCGUCCGUUUGGUUCCCCUCGGCCCGAUCCGUCCGUUGCUCUCCGAACGGGAGGCGAAGAGCUCGGCGGGGUUUCUUCUCCCCGGGAAAUGGUGGGUCGUCGUUCCCUUCUACCUCAGGGCGGGACACGUCGCGGACUGUGAGCCCCGCCCGUCCGCCUGGAGCCUCCCGGGGAAACGAGGGCCUGGGACCCUCGCGCCUCCUGAAUGCGAAUCUCAGGGUUUUCGGCCCCGCUCGUAGCUGCUGAUCGCGGCCUCCUCCGACGCCGGAUGCCUUAGGAAGCCUGGAAUUACUUGCGGGCUGCUGCUGCUGCUGCCCUACUUGAACGGGAUGCUUCCCGCUGGGAUGUCCUGAAAUGCACUGGAUCCUAUGGUGGAAGUCCAGCUCCUCUCACUCUCUUCUCUCUCUCAGCACUCAGGGUCUCCUCCACGUGUCGUCGUGGUCUUCUUCUUCAGCCUCUGGGACGGAGGCUUCUUCCUGCUCCGAAGAUGGGGCUCUGAAGGCCUGCCUGGGUCCUGAAGGAUGUCGCCUUGAAUGCCUUUGGUUCUUGGGAAAGGCAGCGCAGCUUAAAACUCGGCCCCAGGAAACCGAAAAACCAACUUAACACCGCUCAUCGCCCGACGUGUUUUGUGCAGUGUUUUAAUGUACAUGUAGCUCCUACAUACAUUAAUAUGUCCGGCUCUGGGCCGUGUUCCCUGUUUUGGGAGGAAAGACGUUUGUGUCGGUGGCUCCUGAUAAAUGAAUGUUGUGCUGAUCUGGGAAAAUCAGAAUGAUUUGACAGACCUAGGAAGAAAGCACCGAGAAAACUCUCUUGAAAACCAAUUGUCAAGAAAACUUCAGGGACGGGUCCAAGCAUCACCAGAAGCCAAGACUGACUUGAAGGCACAACUUCCUAUUAAUGAAGCAGGGGAAAAAAGAAACAGAUCUCUUCCUUUUAAUGGUUCCUUUUGGUGAAGCUGCAUCCUUGUUUCUAAAGGUCUUGGAAUGGUUGGGCGAGAAGAGGGGACCCGAAGCUCUGCAAUGAGAGAGCCAAAUGCCCGUGGCUCCCUCUUUAAAGAGAGCCAGGAUUAAGAAGGACAUUGGACGUGAGCAAUGGCUGAUGGCGAUGCUGCUCUGAGCAGUGAGCCACCUGUAGGUCAAGAGGAGCGGCCAUACAAAUGCAAGCAGUGCCCACGGAGUUACCGCCAUGCUGGCAGCCUGGUGAAUCACCGCCGUACCCAUGAGGUAGGCCUUUUCCGCUGCCUGCUGUGCCACAAAGACUUCUCCAACCCCAUGUCCCUGAAGAGUCACCUGCGCACUCAUACAGAAGAGAAGCGUCACAAAUGCCCAGACUGCGGCACAAGCUUCCGCGUUUCAUCCCAGCUUCCAAGCCACCACUGCCCAGCUCAGGCCAUCCAGGAGCAGGAGGAAGAAGGCCAAAGGGAUGGGAGUUACAGCUUCCAAAGGGGCCAGGGCAUGUCUUCUCCAGAUGUUGACUCCCGUUCUGGGAUGGAAGGCAGCAGCGGGAGUCUGUUGUCCAAUCUGGAGAAGUACAUUGCUGAGUCGGUGGUGCCAGCUGACUUUUCUCAGCAGGAGUUUCCAAUCAAGAAGGAACGGGAGAAUCAGGAUUCGCUUCCAGGGCACAGGGAGGGCGGGGAGGAGCCUGGGCUGCUGGCUGCCCUGGAGGAUGAGCGCCGCUACAAAUGCAACCAGUGUGACAAGGCUUACAAACAUGCUGGCAGCUUGACCAAUCACAAGCAGAGCCACACGCUGGGGUUCUAUCAGUGUGCCAUGUGCUACAAGGAGUACUCCAACCUCAUGGCCCUCAGAAGCCACACCCGUCUCCACUCGGAGUAUCGGCCCUACAAGUGCCGCUUUUGCCACAAAGCCUUCCGGUUGCCCUCAGAGCUGCUGAGCCACCAGAAAUCCCACAGCCAGGAAGAGAGCAAGUCCGCAGACCCGUCAGCCUGGGAGGAUUCAGAACAUGACGUUUGGGAGGAGGACUCCAUAGAAACAUCAGCAAAGUUGGACAUCUAUCAGCCGCCUCUCAUGGGCACAGGCUUCGGGGACAGGGUGCCCUGCAGCCUCAAAGAUACCUCCAAGGCCGGUGGUGGAGAACGCUGUAAUCCAGAUGGAGAGCUGUGUGUCCGCUGUGGCGGGACCUUCGCCAAUGAGGAGGAGUUGAAGGAACACAGUUGUCUUUACCCAAAGGAGGCAGAUGAAGAAGAAGAAGCUGAGGGCAGCAGCCCUUCCCAAGCAGCCCCCAGCUCCAGUGAAGCUUGGGAAGCCCGUCUGAAGAGCGAGGAAGCCUUUCCCAUGUCUGAAGAGCGUCCUUUCCGCUGCGGGGACUGUGGGAGGACAUACCGCCAUGCAGGAAGCCUCAUUAACCACCGGAAGAGCCACCAGAUCGGAGUGUACAGUUGUACCGUCUGUUCAAAACAGUUGUACAAUUUGGCUGCCUUGAAAAACCACUUGCGGGUACACCUCAGGUCCAAGCUCAACUCCUCGGUUCCAGAAGAGGCCUCCCAGCACCCAACUGGGAUCCUGGAUCCACCAAAAGCGCAAGACUGCCCUGACGACUGCCCAACCCGGCCCUCGGAUGCCUGGAAAGGACCAGCCGCCUGUCCAAAGGAAGAGGAAGAAAGGACUCUCGGGGAGGAAGAGCGACCCUACCGGUGCGAAGACUGCGGUCGGAGUUAUCGCCACCGCGGCAGUCUAGUGAACCAUCGCCACACUCAUCAGACAGGAAUCUUCCAGUGUUCCAUCUGCCCCAAGCAAUACUCCAACCUCAUGGCACUCCGGAACCACGUCCGUGUGCAUUUGCGGGCCGCGCGCAUGCGGGGCAAAGAAUUAGGGGACAGCUUGACCUGCACUAAUUGUGGAGAGAGUUUUGAGGAGGCUGAAUUCCAGCUUCAUCAGCUGCGCCAUCUGCCCUGCACAGAGGACAUUGAGACAGCCGAGGUGCCUAGGCUUGGCGUCCUUCACUGUCAGGAAGCAGAUCUUCUUCAGACUAUUAAACAGGACGUAGAAGCCCUGGAGAAUGGGGCAACGGUGGCUGAGGACAUCCUCCCGGCCUCGGAGAUGUCUCACGUUUGUCACCAGUGCGGGUUGGCCUUUCCUACCAUGACUGGCCUGCAGACUCACGCUGUGCAACACAUCAGUGGAAGGGAGCAUUUGGAAGGGGUGGCGGAAGGAACUGACCCACCUGUCCCCAUCCAGCGUCUCUACGAGUGCGAGCUGUGUGGCAAGUCAUACCGGCAUUCGGGAAGCCUCAUCAAUCAUAAGCAGACGCACCAGACGGGCGACUUCAGCUGUUCGCUUUGCAGCAAACACUUCCAAAACAUGGCCUCCCUUAAAAGCCACUUGCGUGGCCAUCAGAGGCCCAGGAGAGGGCUGUCUGAGACACUGGUGACCACGAACGAGGAGACUGACACUGAAGCUGGUGCUGCCAUGCCUAUGAUUUUAUCUUCAGCAGAAGAGCUGAGAGAUAGUUGCAGUAUUUGGGAAAAGGAUGCCACAGCCAAUGGCUGUCAGUCGGAGUCACAAGCGUCUUCCCCAUUGCCUGACAAUCCUGAAGACCUUCCCUAUCUCUGUGAGCAAUGUGGGCUGGGCUUUGACCAGGCCAAGAACUUGAUUGAUCACCGACAGACCCAUCAAGCUGGCAUCUUCCAAUGUUCUCUCUGCCCUAAAGAGUAUCCCACCCUCCUUGCUCUAAAACACCAUUUCCACGGGCACGCCAACGCCACAACAUCCAGCCAGGACAACCCCAAAGACCACGCUGAGGAGCAGCCAUUCCUCUGCAGCCUCUGCGGCAUGAUCUUCCCCAGCGAAGAGAGCCUUCAGCAUCACCACAGCCUCUUGCACGAGGAGGCCGAAAGCCGGAGCGACAGUCCAGAUGUGCUGAAAAGGGAAACAGAAGAGCAGCUGGAUGGUGGAGGGGAUCCAGAGGAGGACCAGCUCCUCUCCCACAUCUGUGGUUAUUGCGGACAGACAUUUGACGAUAUGGCUAGCUUGGAAGAGCACAGCAAUGGGCAUCUGGAAGAGAAAGCGGCGGCCUUGGCCGAUACUUCUAUCCAGCUACGGCGAGCUCCACGCAUGGAGGAUGACCUGCCCCCUGUACCUCCACCUUUGGUGGAAACAUUUCCUCUUGCUGAUGAUCUGCUGGACAACCGGCCUUACGCCUGUGGUCAGUGUGGCAAGACCUACCGUCAUGGUGGAAGCUUAGUCAAUCACAAAAAGAUCCACCUGAUUGGCGAUUACCAGUGCAGCAUCUGUUGCCGACAGUACUGUAACUUGUCCGCCUAUAGGAAUCACCUUCGAAACCACCCAAGAUGCAAGUUGAACGGCAGCAUCCCCCAACUGCAACAACCGGUCCUUGCUGCAGAAAGGGGACCACCUUGCACUUACAAGAAGCUGAAGGAUGAGCCGUGUGGAGCUUCCCAAAAUGGAGAAGCUCCUCUGAGCAAUUCUUUUCUUGCCUCUCCUAUAGGAAAAGUAAAAGUGGAACAAGGAGAAGAGUUGAGCUCAGGCCUGUCGGAGAGCAGAGAAGCUCAGGAAUGUGAUGUUCCUGGAGAGGGGAAUGAGAAGGAGGAGGUCCACCAAGCAAUACAGGAAAUGGAGACAAUAAAGAAAGAGGAAGAAGGAGCAGGAGAGGAGAAGGGCCCUCAGGCGGAAGAGGAAGACUCUCUCUUGGAACGCCCCUUUCAGUGUGAUGUUUGUGGACGCAGCUACAAGCACGCCGGCAGCCUCAUCAACCACAAACAGACCCAUAAGACAGGCCUCUUUCACUGCAGCAUUUGCCAGAAGCAGUUCUACAAUCUAAUGGCCCUCAAAAACCACAACCGCACCCAUUUUGAAACCAAACGCUACCGAUGUGCCGAGUGCCCCAAGGCAUUCCGGCUCCAGAAGCAACUGGCCAGCCACCAGCGUGUGCAUCGGGACAGGAGGCCGGAGCCUGUUUUCCACUCGGUCCAGAGGCCCCUUCGGGCCAAGCGAAUUGGCAAGGCAGAGACGUUCCCGCUCCUUCCGGUCUCUGCUAAGCAGCUUCCAGAUCCCGAAGAGCGUCCGUACAGAUGCGGGCAGUGCGGGCGCUCGUACCGCCAUGCAGGCAGCUUGCUCAACCACCAGAAGAGCCACAAGGUCGGGCACUUCACUUGUGCCUUGUGCAGCAAGGCUUACCCCAACCUCAUGUCCCUGAAGAACCACCAGCGCAUCCAUUAUGAAGUGAAACGCCACCAGUGUCCCGACUGUGGCAAAGCCUUCAAGUGGCAGCGGCAACUGCAGAGGCACCAGCGCCGACCCCAUCCUUGCAGCAAGGUCAUGCCAGGGCAAGAGCCCGAAAGAACUAAAGCAGAUUGCGAGAGGGAUGAGGGGAACAACCCCGGAGAGGCACCUGUCGGGACUUUGCAGAGCCAACCACGCCCCAAACGCUUUCGCAACCACACCUCCCAAAAGAACCACAGUCGCGUGCGUGCAAAGAAACGUUUGGAGUGCUCGGAUUGUGGCAAAGCUUACCGGGCCUCCAGGGAUCUGAUGCAGCACCUGAGAAGGCAUCAAGCUGAGGAAAGAGGGGACAGUCCUAAAGGCAAGCUGCUGGAGGACCAGCCUUACAAGUGUCAUAGCUGUGAGCGGACAUACCGCCAUCCUGGUAGUCUGCUAAAUCACAAGAAGGCCCAUGCGACCGGCCUCUACCACUGCCCCACUUGCCAGAGGGACUUCUACAACCUACUGGCUCUCAAGAAUCACCUUCACAUCCACACGGACAAGAGACUCCACCGAUGCCCCCAUUGUGGCAAGGCCUUCCGGACGGCCAAGCGGUUGGCCGCCCACACCAAGGUCCAUGGCAGGUCGAAGGAAGAAGAGACCUUCUCCUGCCCCAUCUGCUCGAAGAGGUUCUUCCACCACCUUACCUUCCAGCAGCACCAGUUGUUGCACGCCAAGGUUGAUGGGCACCAUGCCCUUGAGGGUGGUAUCACAGGGGAAGGGAACUGAAGGUUUGUUAGCACACGUGGGGAAGUGCACCCAGGAUUGUAUGGCAGGGAGAUCCAAUUACAGGGAAACGGUCAAGGUUUGGGUAGGAAGCUGGCUUCAUAGGAACUACGGUCCACGCAUCGGGGGGAGGGAAAAAGGAAAAGGUUAAACCUGGUCGUCAAUGGGAGAUAAGACGAGGAAAAUUGGGUCCAUGAUUCCCCAGCUUUUUUCUUUUUCUUUUUUUUAGAACAUAGAAAAACCGAGCUGCGAUAGCAGGGAAGAGAACAGGUGACAUGGGGCGGUGGUGGGUUUUCUCCUCUUAACAGAAUGUUACGUUAAGCACAUAACAGAAUGCAUCUCUGUGGCGUCUCUUGGAAACAUGCCCCCUCUUUCCUGUCUUGGAUCCUCUUUGGGGAACUGACUUUGAACACCUUUGGGACCUUCAGAGGAUUGUGCAUUCUCCUAUUUGCAUUCUUGAACUGUUUUCUAUCCUUUUGGGAUGUCAGAUGAGUAGCUAACUCCAUGUUUAAGCUGCAUAUAAGUAUUUAAAUUGCUGGGUGUUUUUUUUUAUUAAUGGCAAAAGUACUGUCAUAGGAAAAAACAAGAAUACUGGGGGUGGGUCUCAGUGUCGUUCCUGAACAAAGACUUAAAGAAGAAGACAAUAAUCCUCGGUGUGGAGUAAUCUUUCCUUAAAAAAAAAAAAUUCUACCUCCUUCACUAAAAUACGUACACGUUUCCUUGGUAUGCCAAGGAAACAUAAAAAGCAGUUCAAAAGGCGUAGAUUUUGAUCGCUUUCAAAAUGGAUUCUGAAAUGCUCACUAAAAGGUACUAGGGUUUAUGUGGAAGGCUUUCUAAAGAAACUUUGACUGAAAGUUUUAGGUUUAUGUGGGUAAGCAAGCUCUCCUUGGCAGAACCUGUGCUGGCUGUGUUUUAUCAGAAUAGGUCUUGAGCAAAAUAAUAAUAAUUGGGGAUUUUGUAAACGAGUCGUCAAGAAAAACCACUUACCUCCUGAAAUUAGUGGGGCUUCUUAUAGGCGUAUCUCUUGAGAGGAAGAUUCCAUUUUCCUAGUUUCCCCGCCCCCCCUUUGAUCUCCCCCUUCCAUUCCCCAGAUGGGUUGGCCCACCACCCCUACCACCGUAUUGACUGAGAAUGAUGGGUGUUGCCAUCAAGUGCAUCUUGGAAGAAGGCAGCUCUGAGAACGCUUCUUGGCUACAGCUACCCUCACCAUCUUUUGGACCACAGAAACCAGAUCUCUCUGUCUGUCCAUCUUUUUAGAAGGAGACAUGGAGUGCCCAGCUGAAGGAGAAGGGAUAGCGAUGCACACAGAUCACUUUAUGAUCCAGGCUGUCCCUUAGGGGGAUUCUCAUGGCCAGACUCAAGUUCUUCAUUUCUCUUUACACCCCAGAGAAGCAUCUGGGGCACUUUUUAAUUUGAAGAAAAUUUUCAAGGCGCUCAACUUUCUGAGCUCUGCUGCAUCCAGAUAGGAGCUUGGUUCUGCCAUUAUUUUGAGACACUUAAUUUAUCUUUGAUUUCUGUUCAGUUGCCACUUUGCCUUUAAGAUGCCGGGGUUGGUGGGGAGUGUUUCCCAACGUAAAUAAUAUCGUUAGUAUAAGUCUAAUAAUUGGAAUCCUAGCUGGUGUGGAAAGCUAAUUAAUCUUGUUCUUCAUGAGAUUUGCACAGGGUUUGGCACAGAUGGUAUCAGGCCUCCUUUCUUCCCCUGAUGUUUGUUUGUAUUUCUUUUUAGAAGAAAACCCUUCUGUUAAUGGCGGUAUUUACUCUCCCAUCUAGUCUGGACCUGAAUUCCCCCAAGGAAGAGUCACCGAGUCUAAUCCUGCACAAUAUGAAACAAUGCCUCUUGUUUCUCCCCAUAUCAGUUCUCAACAGGCAAGACUAACAAUGCUAAGCAGCGGCGAGGGUGGCUCAGGCCUGGCGGUCCAGUACUGGAAAGACAACAGAGCAGGAAGGGAAUAUUUCCUUGUUUCAGUUGUCAUGAGAGAAAUCUCAGUUUGAGAGAACUGUUGGAGUACUGUUUUGAUCCCUUCAUUCUGUUUUGCCCAGAGUGCUUGGAUCCCUUUAGGAUUUAGGGCUGACUUGGAUGCAGAUCAGAUUGCAGAGAAGGGAUUCUAACCCCUGGGGGACUUUUCUCUACGGCUUGGAAAACAGAGAAGGGAACCAGGUUAGAUGGGCUUGUUUUUCAAACACAGUGAGAUUUUUAUUUUUAGUUUUAAAAGACCAGCCGGAAUGGAGAUGCCUUGAAAUGAAGCAUCCCCAUGUGCUUUCCCUGUUCUGCAAGGCACAGCCAGAGAUUACUGGAGAUGCCUCAAAGAGCUGUCGCCCUCAUAAUCCCUAGAAUUUGUAAAUGGUUUAUAGUGAUCAGCUUUUAGACUACAGGGAUGCGGUGGGUGGGAUUAUGAAAACAUAAAAAAAAAAAAAUUAAACAAGAGGACUAGAAACUUGACCAUCACCAGGCUAUCUUCUUCUGUUUUGGGGUUGGCACGGGUACCUGUUUCACUACUGCUCUGAGGCCAGCCCCCAAUUUUGUUCUCAUUCAGGUAGAAUUUGGUUCAGUGAAAGAAUAAAUGUUUUUAAGUAGGUAAGAGCUCUUCAUUUGUGAUUAAAUUUUAUAGAAUUUCUAACAUAGGCGGGUAAUAUUUUUCAUAGGGCGCGGGAGGGACACGUGUUGGUUUAUUUCACCAGCUAAAAAUCUGGUUUUUUUUUUCUUCUGCCUUCAAUGUUUAUCCUUAACAAUGCCCAAUAACUCCAGAAUGUUGACGAUCAAGUCCUGUAUAUGCUGCUGUUUUGGAUAACUGACAUUUUAGCUCUGGUUCAGCAAAAAGAAAAAAAGAAAGAAAAACCUCACAAAAGGAAAAUAAAUUUUGAGUUUCGUAUGUUUUCAAA
Pantherophis guttatus is the source of this 9001-nucleotide messenger RNA. The record is from RefSeq and is a predicted model, not a curated record. Lineage: Eukaryota; Metazoa; Chordata; Lepidosauria; Squamata; Colubridae.